This is a messenger RNA of Sebastes umbrosus (honeycomb rockfish), 2150 nucleotides long. RefSeq names its product zinc finger protein Pegasus-like. Gene Ontology annotation, molecular function: RNA polymerase II cis-regulatory region sequence-specific DNA binding; DNA-binding transcription factor activity. The transcript is spliced from 4 exons. Bases 163 to 1419 code for a protein of 418 amino acids. Lineage: Eukaryota; Metazoa; Chordata; Actinopteri; Perciformes; Sebastidae. Gene Ontology annotation, biological process: regulation of transcription by RNA polymerase II. The record is from RefSeq and is a predicted model, not a curated record.
UUGCGUUUGAUGGGACGAGAGGACACGGAAACCGGAAGUGUUCACCUGGUAACAAUUCUAGCCGGAUAGUUUAUCUCCACUGGGCUCAAUUUUCACACUUGUUUCUGCUUAGUGAUAAUGUUACUCACACUCUGAAAGGUUCAACACACAGAAGAAGGAGUAAUGGAAGAGAUAAAGACCGAGCCUGUGGAUUUUGUGAAGGAAUUCCAAGAAUACCUGACACAGCAAACCCACCAUGUCAACAUGAUCUCAGGCUCUGUGUGUGCAGAGAAAGAGGCAGGGCAGCCGUUUCAAGCCGUUGCCCCAAGGAGUGAGCAGAAUGGUCUGGAUCCUCCGUCUGUGGAGGUGAGUCUGCCGAUGGAUGAUGGGCCAGAUGUGCAGAUGGAAGGGCUGGAGAGGACCUGCGAUGGGAAGUACAAGUGCAGCUACUGCAGCUAUGCCAACAAGGGCAUGGCUCGUUUAAUAGAGCACAUCCGCAUCCACACAGGAGAAAAGCCUCAUCGCUGCCAGCUGUGCCCGUUUGCCUCAGCGUACGAGCGCCAUUUGGAAGCCCACAUGCGCUCGCACACAGGAGAGAAACCCUACAAAUGUGACCUCUGCACCUUCCGCUGCAGCGACCGCAGCAACCUGUCGCACCACCGCCGCCGCCGCCACAAGCUCCUGCCCACGAGGGCCGUCCGCUCCCCUUUCUCCAACAAGAGGAUUCUGAGCUCCCUGCAGAAGAGGACAGGCUCGCUGGGCUUCGGCAGGCGACUGCUCAUCAACCUAAACCCCCCCGCCAUGGUGAUGCCAAAGUCGGACUAUCUGAGUGACUUGUCUCACAAGAUCCACCACCAUUUGAAUAGCAGCGAGUAUAAGAACCAUCCCAAGGUGGAUGAGAGCGGCAGUCGCAACAGAGGUGCUAAUGGUUUGACUUUUAAUAACCCACUGGACCAGCUGUCUACACUCGCUGGUCAGUUAGCCGACCUCCAUCCCGAGUCUCAGACCCCAGCAUCCCCAGACGGGGACUCCUUAAAGGACGAGAAGCCCAUCCUCAUACAGCAGGUCUCCAGUGAGCACGUUGCCAUGUGUUCAAAUGGAGUGCAGACUUCCCCACAUAAAAAUGAAUCUCCCACCUCAGGCCAAGGGAGUUGCAGUCCCGUUCCCGGCUUCGGCUUCGAGAACAGCGUGAACACUCACGCUACGAGUGUCUGCAACAGCCAGCCGAGCACGCCCGCCCCCGCCCUGACCACGCUGGACCAACAGCUCUUGAUUAAAUGCCAGCACUGUGAUAUUCACUUCCUGGAUAACAUCCUCUACACCAUUCACAUGGGCUGCCAUGGCUACGAACAACCAUUCCAGUGCAACAUCUGCGGCCACAUGUGCACAGACAAAUACGAUUUUUCGUGCCAUUUUGCCCGCGGACAACAUAAAAAGUGAUUCCAAGCAACGUGGAUGCACAUGGACUCUGAGCUCCAUUCUCUAUACUGUUUUCAGUAUAUUGCUUGUACACUGAGUUAUAUUUUUUAUUUUGUUGUGUACAGUUUUUUUUUUUUUUUACAGUAUUCCCUUUUCAUUUUAUACUCACUAUUUGGUUGCCUUACUGAAGUUCUACAUUGCUUUGAGUUUUUCAUGUUAGUUUUAGAUUGAUGCAUACAAACGGUGGACAAAACAACAGAAACAUCCUCCUUCUAUGCCAAUGCAGCUGCUCGUGUGUUUGACAUAUUAUCCUGAUUUCUUUUUAUUUCAGUGUCUCAUUGCUUUGCAGCGAGCCACUCAGCUCCAUCACAAUUACAUAGGCAGCUAUACUAUACGAGACAUUUAAAAUAAAAUACCAACAGUAUUUAACACCAAACAUUAGGAGCUUCACCAGCUCUGCAUUCAUCGUGGGGCUGUUAAACUGUAAUUUCGUCCACCAUCUGUGUACUGUAUGGUCUGUUAAGUCUAAUUAUACACCAAAGUUUCCAUCUCAGUUAAAUUGUCUGGACACGUUUGGCUGCGGGAUGUUCAGAGACUGACCGCUUAGUUGUAGGGCUGCAACUAAUGAUAUUUUAUUUGGUUUAGUUGUUUGGUCUGUAAAAUGUCUGAAAAUGGUGAAAAAUGACGAUCAGUGUUUCCCGAAGUCCAAGAGGACGUCCUCAAAUGUCUUGUUUUGUCCACAACUGAAAGAU